GCGCGCCGCGCGGCCGAGCUGGGCGCCAGGGCCGCCGUGGUGGAGAGCCACAAGCUGGGCGGCACUUGCGUGAAUGUCGGAUGUGUACCCAAAAAGGUAAUGUGGAACACAGCUGUCCACUCUGAAUUCAUGCAUGAUCACGUUGAUUAUGGCUUUCAAACUUGUGAGAGUAAAUUUAAUUGGCGCGUUAUAAAGGAAAAGCGGGAUGCCUACGUGAGCCGCCUGAACACCAUCUAUCAAAAUAAUCUAACCAAGUCCCAUAUAGAAAUCAUCCAUGGCCGUGCAGCAUUCACGUCUGAUCCCAAGCCCACAAUAGAGGUCAAUGGGAAGAAAUACACCGCUCCCCACAUCCUGAUUGCCACAGGUGGCAUGCCCUCACGUCCUCAGGAGAGCGAGAUCCCCGGGGCCAGCCUAGGAAUAACCAGUGAUGGAUUCUUUCAGCUGGAGGACUUGCCUCGCCGCAGUGUCAUUGUUGGCGCGGGUUACAUCGCUGUGGAGAUAGCUGGGAUCCUUUCAGCUCUGGGUUCUGAGACAUCACUAAUGAUACGGCACGAUAAGGUACUUAGAAAUUUUGACUCAAUGAUCAGUUCAAACUGCACCGAAGAGCUGGAGAAUGCUGGCAUAGAGGUGCUGAAGUACUCACAGGUCACAGAAGUUAGAAAGACUUCCUCAGGCCUGGUGCUCUCCGUGGCUACUAAAGUUCCUGGUGGGGAGCACACCUCGAGCUCCAUUCCAGGUGUUGACUGCCUGCUCUGGGCCAUUGGGCGGGACCCGAAUUCCAGGGACCUGAAUUUAAACGCACUGGGGAUCCAAACUGAUGACAGAGGUCAUAUCAUAGUAGAUGAAUUCCAGAAUACUAAUGUAAAAGGUGUCUACGCAGUUGGGGACGUGUGUGGAAAAGCUCUCCUUACUCCAGUUGCAAUAGCUGCUGGCCGAAAACUUGCCCAUAGACUUUUUGAAUGCAAAGAAGAUUCCAAAUUAGACUAUGACAACAUCCCCACAGUGGUCUUCAGCCACCCACCUAUUGGGACAGUGGGACUCACGGAAGAUGAGGCCAUUUAUAAAUAUGGAAAAGAAAAUGUGAAGAUCUAUUCAACCACCUUUACCCCAAUGUAUCAUGCAGUUACCAAAAGGAAAACAAAAUGUGUAAUGAAAAUGGUUUGUGCCAACAAAGAGGAAAAGGUGGUUGGGAUCCAUAUGCAGGGCAUUGGGUGUGAUGAAAUGCUGCAGGGUUUUGCUGUGGCAGUGAAAAUGGGAGCAACAAAAGCCGACUUUGAUAAUACGGUUGCUAUUCACCCUACCUCUGCAGAAGAAUUGGUCACGCUUCGUUGAGAACCCAGAGACUCGUAUGGCUGGCAGCUGGACCAGUAGAUCUUCUGAGAUGAACCAAAUAGUCACAUUUACUUACGUUCCCAUUUUAUGUAUUGCUUUAUUGUAAUUAGGACCUUCUGAUAGUGGACAUGUUCAGUAAAUAGUAGAACUUAUUUAUGGAAUUGGAAAUUUGUUUUGUUAUCCAAUGUUGAUGUUCAUUUGAUCACAUCUCACAAUAGUUACUAUUUUUAAGUUUUUAUUAACAUCUCUGUGCUAGCUGGUUUUUCGUUUUAUUCUUUUUUGUUUUUGUUUCAGCCUCAUCCCAAGUAUAAAACUAUAUGAAAUAUAGUUAAAUUAAUGUACUUGAAUAAAUACAGCUUGUUAAUUUUUAUAGAGGAAGAUGACAGCAGCUCUUCACAUUUAAAUAAUGCAAGUGCACAGAAUCUUUUUUUUUUUUUGAAUCCAGUACUGUGCUCUGCAUAUUGUCAAGCUGCUUCAAGGAUGUGACCUUUCUCUGAAAGCAUAUAACAUGACAGGCCUGCCUCCCUUAUUUUAUUCUUUCUUUUAAGUGAUUAAAAAUUGUGUGUGUUACUUUUAUGAGAUGAGGUACGUCAAACUCGGGAAAGAUUUGAGGAGGCUGGUUAUAUAAGUGAGGAACAUUUUAGAAGUGAUUCCUGCUUUCAGGAGAGGCACUCAAACACUUCAGAAGUCCCUUCCUCUGCUAAGAGUUCAUAGUUCAAUGAAUGAUUUCAAUUUUUGUGUGUUCUUGUCAUUUUAUUUUUUCUGAAAAUUUCUGAAAUACUUCCAAAAAUUUGAAAAUAAAAUCACAGCCUUUUCUUCUUA
Molecule: messenger RNA, 2154 nt
Organism: Ceratotherium simum simum (southern white rhinoceros)
Lineage: Eukaryota; Metazoa; Chordata; Mammalia; Perissodactyla; Rhinocerotidae
Gene: GSR
Product: glutathione-disulfide reductase
Biological process (GO): glutathione metabolic process; cellular response to oxidative stress; cell redox homeostasis
Cellular component (GO): mitochondrion; cytosol
Molecular function (GO): flavin adenine dinucleotide binding; NADP binding; glutathione-disulfide reductase (NADPH) activity
Source: RefSeq, a predicted model, not a curated record